Messenger RNA from Halichondria panicea, 3681 nucleotides. RefSeq names its product DNA-directed RNA polymerase III subunit RPC2-like. Gene Ontology annotation, biological process: DNA-templated transcription. The record is from RefSeq and is a predicted model, not a curated record. The coding region runs from base 134 to 3547 and encodes 1137 amino acids. Lineage: Eukaryota; Metazoa; Porifera; Demospongiae; Suberitida; Halichondriidae. Gene Ontology annotation, cellular component: RNA polymerase III complex. The transcript has 4 exons. Gene Ontology annotation, molecular function: ribonucleoside binding; DNA binding.
CCUUCUAACCUGCAGGAAAUGGGCGUGUUCACUCUCCACAUGGCUGCUGCAAAGUAAGAACUACCAAAAGCUAUUGAACAGUCUCUUCAUCUUUACACACAUGCAAUCAGCACAUGCAAUCAGCACAUGCUAGAUGGAGACCCCCCACCCAGACAAGAUAGAUCGCUCUUUAUUCCCAGAAUGUCUCUUCGAAAAUGGCGAAGACCUCUCCAAACCCAUUAACACCGUGCGAGACAAAUGGAAACUGCUGCCGGCCUUCCUCAAAGUGAAAGGCCUCGUGAAACAGCACAUCGAUUCGUUUAACUACUUUAUAAACGUCGAGAUCAAGAAGAUUAUGAAAGCAAAUGAGAUGGUGACGUCGAUUGCUGACCCUAAUUUUUACCUCAAGUACCUCAAUAUAUCCGUGGGUAACCCAGACGUAGAGGAGUCGUUCAACGUAACCAAACCCAUAUCCCCUCACGAGUGUCGUCUCCGAGACAUGGCCUACGCUGCUCCAAUCACAGUCGAUAUUGAGUACACCCGAGGAACGCAGAGAGUCAUUCGCAAGGCUCUCCCCAUUGGACGAAUGCCCAUCAUGCUCAGGAGCUCCAAUUGUAUCUUGACAGGGAAGUCACCUAAAGAGUUGGCAAAGCUGAACGAGUGCCCGAUUGAUCCAGGAGGUUAUUUUGUUGUGCGAGGAGUUGAAAAAGUCAUUCUCAUUCAAGAGCAGCUCUCAAAGAAUCGUAUGAUUGUCGAUGUUGAUAGAAAGGGUGUAGUCGAGUGCUCUGUAACUAGUUCCACACACGAGCGAAAGAGUCGCACAAAUCUCAUCUCCAAGGGCGGCAGAUACUACCUUAAGCACAACUCCUUUGCUGAGAACAUACCAGUUGUUGUCCUUUUCAAAGCCAUGGGUGUUGUUUCUGAUCAAGAAAUUGUUCAACUAGUCGGAAGUGGCGAAGACAUUCUUUCGUCGUUUGCUCCCUCUCUCGAAGAAUGUGCCAACCUGAAGGUGUUCACUCAAAUGCAAGCUCUGCAGUAUCUCGGUGGAAAAGCAAGACGCACGGCUUGGUCGAAGCACAAGUCCAAGGUUGAUGAAGCCGUGGACAUUUUGGCAGGAGUUGUGUUGGCUCAUGUUCCGGUGGUUAAGUACAACUUUCGGAUGAAGUGUGUGUACCUGGCGCUCAUGUUGCGGAGGGUGAUCGAGGCCCAGGAGGAUAAAGUGCGAUUGGACGACAGGGAUUACUAUGGCAACAAGAGGCUUGAGCUCGCUGGUCAGCUUGUGGCAUUGCUCUUUGAAGAUCUAUUCAAGAAGUUUAAUUCAGAGCUACAAAGAAUUGCUGAUCAGAUUAUCCCUAAGCAACGUACACAAGUCUUCGACAUAGUACGCCACAUGCGUCAGGAUCAAAUUACCAACGGUCUAGCUAACGCCAUCUCCACUGGCAACUGGUCUGUCAAGCGGUUCAAAAUGGAUCGUUCUGGAGUCACUCAAGUACUCACACGUCUCUCUUUCAUCUCCGCUCUCGGUCACAUGACCAGGAUAUCCAGUCAGUUUGAAAAAACGCGUAAAGUGAGUGGACCUCGAUCUCUUCAACCCUCACAAUGGGGCAUGCUCUGCCCAUCAGACACUCCCGAAGGAGAAGCUUGCGGUCUUGUGAAAAACCUGGCUCUCAUGACUCACAUCACCACCGAUCAAGAGGAGGGUCCAAUUCAACGAUUGGCGUUUAACCUCGGCGUUGAAGAUAUCCAGUAUCUGUCUGGAGAGGAACUGAGUCUUCCCUCGGUGUACAUUGUCUUUCUGAACGGGAACAUUCUAGGCGUGAUUACGGACUAUCAGCGCCUCAUUCGCAUGUUUAGACUCAUGAGACGAUCUGGUCGACUUAACGAAUUUGUUUCAAUAUGCCCCAAUCAUCGACAGAGGUGUGUGUUCAUAGCGUCCGAUGGUGGGCGUGUCUGUAGGCCGUACAUUAUUGUGGAGAACUGGAAGCCGCGUGUGACAGAGGGUCACAUUAAAAUGCUCUCUAAUGGAAUGGAAUUUGAAGAUUUCCUCCGUCAAGGCCUGGUGGAGUAUCUCGAUGUGAAUGAGGAAAACGAUUGCAAUAUCGCCUUGUAUGAGUCUGAGAUUUACGAGGGCACAACUCAUCUCGAGAUAGAGCCGUUCACGAUUCUGGGUGUGUGUGCUGGUCUCAUCCCAUACCCCCACCACAAUCAGUCACCACGAAACACCUAUCAGUGUGCUAUGGGCAAGCAAGCCAUGGGUACCAUUGCCUACAACCAACUCAAUCGUAUCGACACGAUCAUGUACCUACUCGUGUACCCCCAAGCUCCCCUCGUCAAAUCGAAAACGAUCGACUUGAUACAGUUUGAUAAAUUGCCAGCCGGUCAAAACGCCUCCGUUGCAGUCAUGAGUUACAGUGGUUACGACAUUGAAGAUGCUCUCAUUCUCAACAAGUCCUCUCUCGAUCGUGGCUUUGGUCGAUGCCUUGUCUAUCGUAAGCAGACGUGCUCACUGAAACGCUAUGCCAACCAGACGUACGAUCGAAUUAUGGGUCCGAGUCGAGAAGCAGAUACGGGGAAGCCAAUCUGGAGACAUUCCGUUCUGGACCAGGAUGGAAUUUGUGCACCCGGAGAGAGAAUCCAAAACAAGCAAAUCCUGGUGAACAAAUCUGUGCCCCUUGCCACACAGUCAAUGCAGCAGCAGACGCCUGGUACUCUGGAGUACAAAGAUACACCACAGUCGUACAAGGGACCCACUGAGGCCUCCAUGGAGCGUGUACUCAUCACCUCAAACACUGAAGAGUCGUACCUCAUCAAGAUGCUCCUUCGAUCUACUAGGAGGCCGGAACUUGGAGACAAGUUUAGCAGUCGACACGGACAGAAGGGAGUGUGUGGGAUGAUUGCCAAUCAAGAGGACAUGCCUUUCAAUGAUCUUGGGAUCUGUCCUGACAUAGUCAUGAAUCCCCACGGCUUCCCCUCUCGUAUGACAGUGGGGAAACUCAUUGAACUGCUUGCCGGAAAAGCUGGUGUUCUCGAUGGAAAGUUUCAUUACGGUACUGCGUUUGGUGGAGACAAAGUAGAGGAUAUAUCUGCUGACCUCAUUCGUUACGGCUUCAAUUACGCUGGGAAGGACUACCUCACCUCAGGAAUCACUGGAGAGCCUCUAAGUGUGUACGUUUUCUUUGGCCCGGUUUACUACCAGAAGCUGAAGCAUAUGGUGUUGGACAAGAUGCACGCUCGCUCUAAAGGCCCACGUGCUGUUCUGACGAGGCAACCGACGGAAGGACGCUCGAGGGAGGGUGGUCUACGUCUGGGCGAGAUGGAGAGGGACUGUUUGAUUGGAUACGGGGCCAGCAUGCUCCUCCUCGAGAGACUCAUGAUUUCCAGUGACAGCUUUGAGGUCGACGUGUGUGGCAAGUGUGGACUGCUCGGAUAUUCAGGAUGGUGCCAUUACUGUAAGUCGUCUGGUGAGAUCUCAUCACUCAAGAUACCCUAUGCUUGCAAGCUUCUCUUUCAAGAGCUCCAGUCUAUGAACAUUGUUCCCCGUAUCUCACUCACUAACUACAUGGACUAAUCACAUGCCAUAUUAGUUACUUGAAUCCAUUCAUUUGUACUUAUAAUCCCUAGAAUUUUUUUGCUCAUAAUUAUGUGAUCAUGUGUUCAACAAAUAUUUAUUUAUCAAAAUAAUUGCUGUUGUUUUUUCUUUGA